AUGGCCUGGACCAGCAAUACCUCCUGGUUUAACCACCUGGCGCUGCAUGAAGAACGCUUCAGGAGGUACCUGAACAGCACCGAGGAUUACUUAGCCUUCCUAUGUGGGCCCAAAAGGAGUCAUCUCUUCUUGCCCAUGGCUUUGGUGUACACCUUGAUCUUCAUUGUUGGGGUGGUAGGUAACUUCUUAGUUUGCCUGGUAAUCCUUAAGCACCGGAACAUGAAGACACCAACCAAUUACUACCUCUUCAGCCUCGCUGUCUCAGACCUGCUUGUGCUGCUUUUCGGGAUGCCCCUGGAAGUCUACGAGAUGUGGAGCAACUACCCCUUCUUGUUCGGGCCCAUUGGCUGCUAUUUCAAGACAGCGCUCUUUGAGACAGUGUGCUUCGCCUCCAUCCUCAGCGUGACCACGGUCAGCGUGGAGAGAUACGUUGCCAUCCUCCAUCCCUUCCGUGCCAAGCUGGAGAGCACCCGCAAGCGUGCCCUGAGGACCAUCGUGGUGCUCUGGGUCCUCUCUGUCCUCUUCGCCCUCCCCAACACGGGCACCCACGGCAUCAUGCUGCAGUAUUUCCCCAACGGCACCCUGGUCCCUGGCUCUGCUACCUGCACCGUAGUCAUGCCCAUGUGGAUCUACAACUGCAUCGUCCAGAUCACGUCCUUUCUCUUCUAUGUGCUGCCCAUGGGGGUCAUAAGUGUGCUGUACUAUCUGAUGGGGCUAAGAUUGAAAGGAGACAAAUCUCUGGAAGCGGAGGAAAUGUCUGUGAAUGUCCAGAGACCAUCCAGAAAAUCAGUCACCAAGAUGCUGUUUGUCCUCGUGAUGGUUUUUGCCGUCUGCUGGGCCCCGUUCCAUAUCGAUCGGCUCUUCUUCAGCUUUGUGGUGGAAUGGACUGAGCCUCUGGCUAAUAUAUUCAACUUAAUUCACGUGGUGUCAGGUGUUUUCUUCUACCUGAGCUCUGCCGUGAACCCCAUCAUCUACAACCUGCUGUCUCAGCGCUUCAGGCUGGCUUUUCUCAGCGUCAUCUCUCCUCGCUGCAGGCACUGGGCCCCUAAGCACCCCACCAGCCAGAUUCCUGCCCAGCAGAGCAUCUUUGUGGUUGAGGACCACAACCUCGCAGACUCUGCUGAAGACACAAGCGUCCCUGGCACCCACAGGACCUCUGUCAGCAGUUCUCAGCUCUCCACCGGCCUGUGACUUGCCGCGCUGUGAUCCACGUGACAGGGAAGUUGAAGAAAACGACUUCUGGAAAUAACAAGAGGAGACAGUCCUAAAAGACCAAUUUCAGAAAGAAGAGCUCACAGACUGUGUCUCAGAGAAUGAAUGAAUGAAUGAGGAGACUGUAAUUAGUAGGUUAUUGAGAGGCAUUGUAUUACCCUCAAGCUAAUAGGAGGGCUGGAAAUCUCAGCUCACUGUCUGCAAGCUCUGCCAGCAAAGACCUACUUUACAAAAGCAGCACACACUCCCAAUGCUGCCAGCACAUGAGAGACACAGCUUAUCCAAAUCUUACCAAAUGGCCUUUUUGUGCACCAGCCUAAACGUCAGUUUUUACUCAACUUGAACUGGGGCAACUUUCUGGACAAGCCUUGUCUGCCCACUUCUGGCUUUAGGGAAGCCACUGUCGUUUCUCUCUCCCGUGAUCUUGAGAUGUGUCUGUUGCAAACCUCUCGUGGCAAUAUGGUCAAGUGGACACGAACGAGCCCUGAGCUGAGCUGGUAAACCUCAGACACCAGCACCAGCAGUCACUAUUUCUAGACCAGAAGAAUGAGGAACCAAAAGUUACACAAAGCAAACUUUUGCUUUCUGAGCUAGGUAAAGGUUGGGGUGGUGGAUGGUGAGUGAUGCCUUGCAUCGCUUUGUCAAAAAAAUGCCCUCUAGUGGAUUAUUUUUAAAAAGUCUCAAAGUCCCUGCUGUACCUCCUUGCACUAUGGCUGACAAUAUUCACACAGCACUGAACUAGCAUGUGCAUGCCACAAAUCUGUCUAUAUUACUGGAGGCUGAGGAUAUUCCCUUGUCCAAAAUGAAGCUAGCAGAGGAUAACUUCCCAGGGAACCUCAAAGGUCUGCAGCCUCUGCUGGUUUAUCCUGCGCAUCAGAUGAUUUUAUUUUUGUCCAUCUAUCUGAGCUGAGCCUGACCACAUACUGGUAGGUCCCUGUAUGCCCCUGCCCUGCAGUUUGCAGCAGUUUCUUGUGUUUCUGGCUGAUGGGUCUCCAGGGUGAGGCGAGACCUGGAGGUCUCAUAGCUGGAGUCCCCUUUUCCUGCAGCUCAAGGGGCGUUUCAGCCCCUGUCUUCUGCCAGACCCCUUUCACCAGUUGCAUUCAUGAGAAACAACCGAGGAGAAGGUAACAGGUACGCACAGGGCCCUGGAGAGAAAAGACAACUCCUGCUCCCUGAAGACACAGCUGAAACACUUUGCCACCCCCAAGUGGACACUCCAGUGAUAUCAGUGGCAUUUACAUCUGUAACCGGUCUCGCAUUAUCAUUUUUCUCUCUACCACCCCAUAAGGUGCAUUUUCCCCCCAGCCAUGCCUGGCUGCCUGCAUGCUGCUGAGGCCCUGGGUCUCCCAGUUUGCUCAGGGUGCAGUGCUCCCAGUGAGGGGCUGGGACCACCAGGGCAGAGGCUUUGUGGGAUUUCCCCCUCACCCUGUACAUCACCCCUGUAACUCCCUGGCUGACCCCAGAAGGUUCUGCUCCCAUCCCAGCUGUAAGCCACAGAAAACACAGCUUCCCCUCUGCUGUCCUAGACACCCAAAUCGGAGAAGAGAGAGUCUAGUUUGACAUGCACACCCACUAUAUGAUAGAGACAUUCCUCUGCAAGGUUCUGUGGCUCUUUGAAUACAUCUUACUCAUUUAGGACCAGAUUGUGACCUGUACUGGGGCACAGAUCUGUCUGUGAGUGCUGCCACCCUCUGCGAUUCUGUGAGUCUAUCUUAAAUGCAUCUCUGACCCGCAGGUGAGCACACAGACCUGAAGACAAGCUUGGGAUGUGGAGCUGCAGGGUGAUGAUAAUGUCUGAUCUGAAACAAAAUGGCCACACUUUUGUUCCUAAGACAAAAGGCUCUGGGAGGAAGAGGAAGAAUUGGGGAUAAAACAUAUGCAUGGAGAGGAAAUUUUUGAAAAAGAAAUACUGAGAAUCAGAUGGCCAGGAACUUACCUUCAGUUCUGAAUAAACUAGCAUAAAAAACUUCUUUUUGUCCUAUAAGGAGUUUUUAGCACAUUUAAUUUGGCAUCAGUCAAAAGAGGUCACAGCGGUAACCAUGAAUUAUUGAGCUUUUUUGGCCAAAAACCAAAAGCAAAACUGAAACCAUUUAGUCUUGCAUCAAGCCAAACAUCGUUUGAAGA
Cygnus olor (mute swan) is the source of this 3336-nucleotide messenger RNA. RefSeq names its product neuromedin U receptor 2 (gene NMUR2). Lineage: Eukaryota; Metazoa; Chordata; Aves; Anseriformes; Anatidae. The record is from RefSeq and is a predicted model, not a curated record. Gene Ontology annotation, cellular component: plasma membrane. Gene Ontology annotation, biological process: G protein-coupled receptor signaling pathway. The transcript has 4 exons. Gene Ontology annotation, molecular function: neuromedin U receptor activity. Bases 1 to 1191 code for a protein of 396 amino acids.